Molecule: messenger RNA, 2022 nt
Organism: Penicillium manginii
Lineage: Eukaryota; Fungi; Ascomycota; Eurotiomycetes; Eurotiales; Aspergillaceae
Product: tryptophan synthase beta subunit-like PLP-dependent enzyme
Exons: 3
Coding region: 1-2022 (673 amino acids)
Biological process (GO): L-tryptophan biosynthetic process
Cellular component (GO): cytoplasm
Molecular function (GO): tryptophan synthase activity
Source: RefSeq, a predicted model, not a curated record
AUGGAGAAUAUUCGGCGGGCUUUCUCCAUAGCUAAAAAGGAGACUCGGGCGGCCGGGAUCGCUUUCACAAUGGCGAACUACCCCGUCAUAAGCGAGGGCAUUGAUGUUCUCCUGGGAAUGCAAUUAGGAGGGAUUGAUAUUAUCGAGCUGGGUAUUCCAUUCAGCGAUCCGGUUGGUGAUGGCCCUAUAAUCCAAGACGCACACGCUGUCGCCUUGCGAAAUGGUACUUCUGUCUCCACAGUUUUAGAAGUAGUUCAGACCGCUCGAACUCGAGGAUUGCACAUUCCAAUUGUGCUUAUGGGCUACUGCACUCCUGUCAUACACUAUGGGGCACCAAAAUUCAUUUUGGAGGCAGCACGGGCAGGAGUUGAUGGGUUUCUGAUUGCCGACCUUCCUUGCAAGGAAUCUGUGGGAUUUCGUGAGUUAUGUGUGAAAGCUGGAUUAUCGUACAUUCCGGUCAUAGCACCCAAUAUGUCAGACUCAGGCCUUCAAAUGGCUUGUGAAACUGCUGAUUCUUAUCUUUACGGGAUCUCGAGAAUGGGUGUGACUGGUCCCAAUGGAGAAAGAAACAGCGCCGAGCUUUGUCAGUUCAUACAGCGAUUGCGAAAGUUCUCCAAAGAUACUCCGCUUGCCCUAGGACUCGGAGUUAGCACAAGAGACGAUUUUCUAACAAUGCAAGAUCUUGCUGAAGGGGUGGUGUUUGGCUCCCAAGUCAUUGCUGUUCUCGGUCAGGCACCGCCAGGUCAACGAGCACAGCGGAUCCAAGAAUUUUGUUCCCACCUCACUGGCCGACUCUGUGUUAAGGCAGUUUUCGAGAGGAUACCACCUGAGCCAAGGGCAAAUGUUCCUCUUCUAGCGGGUCAUUCCACAGCCAGAAACACUGUUCUUCCAAGUACGUUUGACGAUUACGGGGGGCAAUACAUCCCAGAAUUGCUCAUGGACUGCCUAAUGGACCUAGAACAAAUCUUUGUGGAUUCUUACAAGGAUACUGGGUUUUGGACAAAAUAUUGGGCUCACUUCCCACGAGGCCAAAGUCCAACUUCUCUUCAAAUGGCGAGUAAUCUUACGCGGAAACAUGGCGGUGCAAGCAUCUGGCUUAAACGAGAAAACCUCAAACACACAGGAAGCCACAAAGUACAUAAUAGCCUUGGCCAAGUUUUACUGGCAAAGAUGCUUGGGAAGACUCAUGUUCUGGCCGAAUCCGCGUCAGGAAAUCAUGGUGUCGUGACAGCAGCUCUGUGUGGUCAGUUCGACAUGGAAUGUGUUGUCUACAUGGGUGCUCGGGAUUAUCGCCAGCAAAAGAAAAAGGUGUCGGAAAUGAAGCUCUUGGGGGCCACCGUAGUGUGUGUGGGCUCUGAUUCAGAAACAGUCAAGGAUGCCAUCAAUGAAGCAUUACGGGCGUGGAUUGGUAAAUUACCAACGACUCACUAUGUUAUUGGUUCUGCAAUCGGACCACAUCCUUUCCCACUCAUUGUUCGCUCUUUCCAGUCCCUGGUGGGAGAGGAGGCAAGAGCACAAAUAAUAGAGGCUACAUCCCAUCCUCCAGAUGUGGUGGUUUCGAGCGUGGACAACGCGGUUGGCUUCUUUCAUCCCUUCUCCAAAGACGCUAGCAUCAAUCUUGUAGCCGUCGAGCCUGAAGGUUGUUUGUCGGGCACUACAGGAGAUGCUUCUUCGGUGACCCGAGGCAUCUACCAUGGAGCGCGGACAUAUGUACAUCAAGACGACAAUGGCCAAAUUCUACCGUGGCAAUCAAUGCCAGGGCGACUUGCCUACCCGGCUCUCGGGCCUGAGCUGAGUAGCUGGAAGGAUAGCGGCAGAGUACAGUUCAUGGCUUGCACUGAUACGGAUAAAAUGCUUGGUCUGCAGGAACUUGUAGAGACAGAGGGGAUCCAUCUUGAAGCAGAGUAUGGCUAUGCAGUACAUGCUGCGAUAGAGCUUGCCAGGACUAUGGAAAGCGGGACCAAUAUUUUGUUGUGUGCGACGGAAAAAGACGCCAACAUGGAUUUUGAACUGACACUGUGA